GGACCUGAACUCAUGGGGGUGGGGCAGGGGCCUCGGCCUCGGAGCCUGACCAACUUGUCCUCCCUCCCUCUCUCACCUGAAGUUCGGAGUGCCCUUCCAGAAGAUAUGUCACCCUCCGCUGCUCGAGCUGCGGGCAGCGCAUGUCAGGGCGCAUCGUGGAGGGUGCGGAGGCCCCGUCCAGCAAGUGGCCCUGGCAGGUCAGCCUCCAGUUCGGCUCCAGCCACAUCUGCGGAGGGACCCUCCUUGACCCCCAAUGGGUCCUCACCGCCGCCCACUGCUUCUUCAUGAAUAACGCGAAGAUCCUGGACCGGUGGAAGGUGGUGGCGGGGGUCUCGGACCUGAAGCGCCCAGGAGGUGGGUGGGAGGGGGUCCCCGUCAAGGAGGUCAUCAUCAACGCCAACUACAGCGAGGAGCAUGACGACUACGACAUCGCCCUCCUCAAGCUGUCACGGCCCCUGACUCUCUCUGCCCAGGUGCGCCCUGCCUGCCUCCCCAUGUCGGGCCAGAAGUUUGACCCAGGAAGGACCUGCUUCAUCACCGGAUAUGGCAAAGUCAAUGAGCACGAAGAGAACACAAAUCCGAAGCUGCGGGAGGCCGCCGUGGAGAUCAUUGACUUCCGCCGCUGCAACAAGCCCAAUGUCUAUGAGGGCUUCCUGACCCCCCGCAUGAUGUGCGCCGGAUACUUGCAGGGGGGCCGGGACUCCUGCCAGGGCGACAGCGGGGGUCCCUUGGUCUGUGAGGACGGCAACCGCUGGUACUUGGCCGGCGUCACCAGUUGGGGGACCGGAUGUGGACAGAAGGACAAGCCAGGGGUCUACACGCAAGUCACCAAGAUGCUCAGCUGGAUUUACAGCAAGAUGGAGAGCCAAAGCCAUUGACGAGCGAGUGAAGGAAGGGCCUCAUACACACGUGCGCACACAUACAUGGGAGGGAGGCACAUGGGCAAAGCGACAUUCCUGUGUGGUCAAAGGGAGCUGCAGUGGAGGCUUGGCUGUGAUGCGGAGCUGCAAGAGCUCAGGAACCCAUUGCAGUGGCUGCGAGUACCCCAGAAGAAGAGGAGGAUGCAGCCUUGUUAGGGGCGCAUUGGGGUCCCCUUCCUCUCUUCACGUCCUGUUUGUUUACUCUAGAAGACCCACAGAUCCAGAUGUUCAAGAGCCCAACACACACAGAGGGCCUCUCUGCUCUGCCCAGCUGUUCAGACACAUUUCGCUAAUGACUGAGGUGGGCCUUCUUUUCUCCUCCCCUUCCUGGGCAUUCGGGGCGCCACCCUCAAUGCACUUGAAGGGAAGCAAUGCCAGUCCUUCCUGCUCCAACUCAGGUAGACUUCCCUUGGACUUGGAGGUUCUGCAGGCCUGUCCUGGAAUAUCACUUGCGGGGAUUGUCUCUCUUUCUCUCUUCUGCCAUGUAGCUUCCAGACCUCCUCUUUCAGCUGGCAUGGCACAUGGCACAUCUUGCCAACACAAUGAAGUCUAUUAAAAAUUAAUUUGUUAUUUAAGGAUGCUUUGUGUCCGGGCAGCCUCCUUCUACCUGUUCUACCUGUUGCAGAAAAGGAGAUUCCACUGAACCUUAGGAAGGGGCAUGUUUGCAGAGUGGGUUAAAUCACCAGCUGCAGAAAAACUUGUCGACCAGAAGGUAGGCAGUUCAAAGCUGAGGGUUGGACUGAGCCCCUGCUGUUAGUCCUAGCUUCUGCCUACCUAGCAGUUCAAAUACAAAUGUGAGUAGAUCAAUAGGUACUGCUUUAGCAGGGAGAUAAAAGACACCUGUGCAGACAUGCCAGCAAUACGAUCAGGAAGGUGUCCAUGGACAACAAGCUCCUCGGCAUGGAAAAUGGAACAAGAGCACCUCCCCAUGGCCGGAGUUGAGCACAACUUCCAAAAAUUCUGGAGAUGAAAAGGGGGAAGGCCUUUAUCUUUGUCUAUGUACUGUAUGUUUUUGAUGUUAAUUGUACAAUGGCAUUGAAUGUUUGUCAUAUAUGUAUUCUGUAAUCUGCUCUGAGUCCCUCGGGGAGAUAGAGCAGAAAAUAAAUAAAGUAUAUAAUUAUUA
Anolis sagrei ordinatus is the source of this 2043-nucleotide messenger RNA. The record is from RefSeq and is a predicted model, not a curated record. NCBI's taxonomy places the organism in Eukaryota, Metazoa, Chordata, Lepidosauria, Squamata, Anolidae.